This is a messenger RNA of Triticum aestivum (bread wheat), 1154 nucleotides long. Its product is annotated as ervatamin-B-like. Gene Ontology annotation, molecular function: cysteine-type peptidase activity. Bases 70 to 1023 code for a protein of 317 amino acids. The transcript has 3 exons. The record is from RefSeq and is a predicted model, not a curated record. Gene Ontology annotation, biological process: proteolysis. Lineage: Eukaryota; Viridiplantae; Streptophyta; Magnoliopsida; Poales; Poaceae.
CGUAUUAAAAAGUGUCGGCCGGACAUAACAUCUCUCUCUUCUCACGACAAUUUCUUGUGUCGGGGGGUGAUGAAAUUGCAGUCAAGGCGAAAUCUCGGUGCCACCGGCGGCCACCGUUUCGGCUUCUUUCGCAGGAAUCACAAGCUGAAUGCUGCUAUGAUUAUAGCUAUAUUCACUGCUGUUGGGUUUCUAAUUUGGUGUAUGAGCAAGAACCGUACCGAGAGGGAACAUGUUGUCAAUGAGAUUCCCAUGGCCUCGUCCAAGGGUCUUAGCGCAUUGGCCCGCGCUAAUGAACCUAUUGCAGAUACUCAAAAAGGUGAAGCAAAGGAAGACAUGAGGUCUCUUCGACGAUCAAAGGUUGACUGGGUUGAGGCUGGUGUUGUCUCUCCUGUUGUGAGGCAACAAAAACAUUGUGGUUGUUGCUGGGCCAUGGCCACUGUAGCCUCUGUCGAGGCAUUACACUAUAUGAAGACCAAUCAGUCAAUCAUGUUGUCCGUUCAACAGCUCAUCGAUUGUGAUACAAAGAACAACGGUUGCAAUGCUGGUCGUUCCGAGGAUGCGCUAGAAUAUAUCAGGAAAAAUGGACUAUGGAGUGAAUCUUCCUACCCAUACAUGUACCAGAAUAAUAGUUUGGGUUGCAAGGGGAACAAAACAGUAGUAUCAAGGAUAUCUGGUUUUGAGACUGUCUCCGGAACGGAGGAAGCUCUAGAGAAGGCAGUAGCAAAGCAGCCAGUGAUAAUACGUUUGAACUGGCCAUCUAGUAUGCACAAUUACAAGGGAGGCAUCAUAGAGUAUGAAGACCUGCCAACAACUCUACCUAAUGGCACAGAACUCCGCUGGCGUGCUGUCAUAAUUGUCGGAUAUGGCACGGAUUCCAAUGGUAUCAAGUAUUGGCGUUUCAAGAACUCGUGGGGAGAGACUUGGGGGGAAGGGGGAUAUGGGAGGAUCCGCAGACACGUCCAUAAUGGACAAGGUGUACUAAGUAUCUGCGCAUAUCCGGCACUAUAUCCCGUGGUUUGGUGAAGUUGUACCCACUAGCCUUAGAUUGAGAUGUUGUACACGCCAACAUACACACUUUUAUAUCUAUAAUCCAUGCUACCUCUUGCUAUAGUUUAGACUAUUGCAGGUGAACAUGACUUCUCAUUUUUUUCAUG